AUGUAUAUUUAAAUAUUUCAAAUGUGAAUAAGAAAAAUUUCAUUUUGUAUAUAUGUUUUUAGUAUAUAUAUUUUUUAUAUAAUAUAUUUGUACGAAGUAGAUAGAAAAUUUAAGACCCGAUCUAAAAAUUAAAACAAAUAUAUGGAUCUAUAUAUAAAAUCAUCAAUUUUUUUAAACAUAAAGAAUUUAAUUUUAAUAUUAGAUGAAAUAUAUAAAAAUAAAGAAAUCAUGUCUCAAAUCGUGAUUGAUUGUUUUAUCUAAUGCAAAAAUAAAUUGUUUAUAACUUGAAAAAUAAAUUUCAUUGGAUAUAUUUUUGGAUAUUGCAUAUCAAAAAUUUAUGUCUGCGUUUGUUUUAAUUUCUAGAAUCAUAUUUUAAAAUUUUUACUUAUUUCGUAUUCGAAAUUUUUUAUAUAAUAAUAUAAAUAAAUAUUAUAUUGAUAGCUAUUUCAUCACUCAUUGAAUUAUGUUAAAAAAAAGAAUUCAUUAAACAAAAAAAAUCCGCUCAUAUAUUAUGAUUUCAUUGUAAUCAAUUUAAUUUUAUGUAAUAUUUAAUAUAUAACAAUAAAAGAAAUCUUAUAGCAAAAAGAAAAAAUAUUAAUAAAAUAUUUAUAAGUUAUAUUAAACAGUAAUUUAAAAACUAAUUCAAAUACAUAUGUAGUCUAUCUUUUAAAUACCGGUUAUAUCAUACGUAAAUGAUUUAUAAGUUAAAAUAUAAUACAAAAUGAAGAUACAAUGGUUAUCAAAUUUUAUAUUAGCCGGUACUAUUAGAUUUUUAUUAAUGAAUUCUGAAUAUCAAAAAAUCAUUAGUGAUCGUGUGGAAGUUUCUACUGCAUUGAAUUCUUGGAAGAGAGUAACUGAAGGAGUCUAUUUAUAUAACUUUGGCAUUGAUCCUUAUACAGGAGAUUUAUUUCAUGAAACACCUAUUGGAUUAUAUGUUUUUAAUUUCAUACAACAACAUUUACCACAGUCAAUAUUAUUUUGUUUAUUUGUGUUCACUGAUUUAUUAACAGCAUUAUUUCUUGGACUUACAGCAAAACAAUAUGCGACUGAAUUGGUUUUUAAAAAAAAGGAAAAAGAAAAAUUAUGUAAUGAAAAGAUAGAAAGCCAUAAUAAUGCUUCAAUAAUAUAUACUUCAAUAAUGUAUGUCUCAGCAGGAUAUUUAUUUAAUCCAUACAUAAUACUUAAUUGUGUAGGGCAUACAACAACAGUAUUUACAAAUUUAUUAUAUUCCGUAGCAUUAAUUUCAAUGAUAAAAUCUUCUAUAUUUUGGACUUGUUUAUCAAUUUCUUUAUUAACAUUACAAGGAUUUUAUCCUAUUUCACUCAUAGUACCAGCAAUUAUUUAUAUUGCUCGUUCUGAUAGUAUAAAACAAAAAAGAAAUAUUCUUAAUUUUAUUAUAGUAUUUAUAAGCAUAUUAAUUGGUCUAUUUUAUAUUUCCUAUUAUAUCAUGGGAAAUUGGUCAUUUAUUUGGAAUACAUUUGGCUUUAUUUUAACAGUUCCUGAUUUACGUCCAAAUAUUGGACUGUAUUGGUACUUUUUUACAGAAGUAUUUGAGCACUUUAGAUGGCUUUUUAUUGCUUCUUUUCAAAUAAAUGUUAGUUUACUAUAUAUAGUACCAUUAGCAUUGAGGUUACGACAUGAUCCAAUGUUACUAGCAUUUUCUUAUUUAGCAGUUAUUGCUAUAUUUAAAUCAUACCCUUGUAUAGGAGAUGUUGGAUUUUAUAUGUCACUUUUACCACUUUGGAAACAUUUAUUUCAAUAUACACAACAAGGAUUUAUUGUAGGUUGUUUUAUGCUAUUUUGUACAAUUUUUGCACCUACUGUUUGGUAUCAAUGGAUUUAUUCCAGAUCAGCUAAUGCAAACUUUUACUUUGGAGUUACAUUAGCAUUUGCUAUAGCACAAAUUUUUUUAGUAACAGAUAUUCUUUUCGCAAGUGUAAAACAUGAAUUUGCUGUGCGUCAUGGUAUUAAUAAGGACAUUAAUGGAAGUAAUACAAAGCUUCUUUUAGAAUAAAAUUGUAUUUUAAAAAAUUUGAUAUUAAAAUUAUUAAUUGAAGUUUUAAAUUUUAUAAAUAUGGUUUUCAACUUGUUAAUGAAAUCAUUUUUAAAUAAGAAACUCUUUUUAUCAUAGAAAUAUAAAUGAAUUAAUUUUAGUCCCAUAGAUUUUGUAUUGUCAAUAUAAAUAUAUGUCUUAAAGAUAUGUAACAUAAUAAUAAUGAAUAUAAUCA
Messenger RNA from Apis cerana (Asiatic honeybee), 2228 nucleotides. It is a transcript of the gene PIG-U, whose product is annotated as phosphatidylinositol glycan anchor biosynthesis class U. The record is from RefSeq and is a predicted model, not a curated record. Lineage: Eukaryota; Metazoa; Arthropoda; Insecta; Hymenoptera; Apidae. Gene Ontology annotation, biological process: attachment of GPI anchor to protein. Gene Ontology annotation, cellular component: membrane; GPI-anchor transamidase complex.